AAAAAAAUGGUGUAGUGGAAAACAUUACUGGAACGCCACCUUCGGGUCCUUUACCACCAUUAAGUCUGAGGAAAGCCUGCGGCGCCGAGGACUCGCAGUAAAUCAGCAAAAUGGGUCGUAUGCAUAGUGGAGGAAAGGGUAUAUCCCAGUCUGCCUUGCCAUACCGCCGCUCCGUCCCCAACUGGCUCAAGCUCACCAAGGACGAUGUGGAGGACCAGAUUGUAAAGCUCGCAAAGAAGGGCCUCACUCCUUCCCAGAUCGGUGUGAUUCUGCGAGACAGUCACGGUGUUGCCCAGGUGAGAUUUGUCACUGGCAACAAGAUCCUUCGUGUGCUUAAGGCUAAGGGUUUGGCCCCAGACAUCCCAGAGGACCUGUACCACCUCAUUAAGAAGGCUGUCUUUAUCCGCAAGCAUCUGGAAAGGAAUAGGAAGGACCGUGACUCCAAGUUCCGCCUCAUCUUGGUAGAGUCACGUAUCCACCGCCUGGCCAGGUACUACAAGACUCGUAAUGUGCUCCCCCCAACCUGGAAAUAUGCAUCAGCUACCGCCUCAGCCCUAGUUGCAUAAAUAAAAUACGUUGAGAA
Messenger RNA from Scylla paramamosain (green mud crab), 583 nucleotides. It is a transcript of the gene RpS13, whose product is annotated as small ribosomal subunit protein uS15. NCBI's taxonomy places the organism in Eukaryota, Metazoa, Arthropoda, Malacostraca, Decapoda, Portunidae. Gene Ontology annotation, molecular function: structural constituent of ribosome; small ribosomal subunit rRNA binding. Gene Ontology annotation, biological process: translation. Bases 111 to 566 code for a protein of 151 amino acids. Gene Ontology annotation, cellular component: nucleolus; cytosolic small ribosomal subunit; ribosome. The record is from RefSeq and is a predicted model, not a curated record. The transcript has 4 exons.